Limanda limanda (common dab) is the source of this 1230-nucleotide messenger RNA. It is a transcript of the gene rxfp3, whose product is annotated as relaxin family peptide receptor 3. The record is from RefSeq and is a predicted model, not a curated record. The transcript has a single exon. Gene Ontology annotation, biological process: G protein-coupled receptor signaling pathway; immune response. Lineage: Eukaryota; Metazoa; Chordata; Actinopteri; Pleuronectiformes; Pleuronectidae. The coding region runs from base 1 to 1230 and encodes 409 amino acids. Gene Ontology annotation, cellular component: membrane. Gene Ontology annotation, molecular function: G protein-coupled receptor activity.
AUGUCUGGAGAAUUUACCGGAGGUCUGUACGAGGACUCGGCGGGAACAGGGAUUAACUUCAGCUUCGUGUUCAACUCGACCAACUCCUCCACCUCCUCCGACAGCUUCCACCUGUCAGACGCAGGGAAAGCGGAGUUCGUGGGAGAUGGAGCCGCGGUGGUGCGGAUCAUCAUCUCAGUCAUCUACUCUCUGGUGUGCGCGCUGGGUCUGGUCGGGAACCUUCUGGUCCUGUACCUGAUGAAGUCCAAGCGCGUUUGGAAGAAAUCCUCCAUCAACCUCUUCGUGACCAGUCUGGCGGUGACGGACUUCCAGUUCGUGCUGACUCUGCCCUUCUGGGCGGUGGAGAACGCGCUGGACUUCACCUGGCUCUUCGGCAAAGCCAUGUGCAAGAUCGUGUCCUACGUGACGGCCAUGAACAUGUACGCCAGCGUGUUCUUCCUCACGGCCAUGAGCGUGGCCCGGUACUGGUCCCUGGCCUCGGCGCUGAAGGGCCGGCGGCGCAGGACGCACUGCUGCUCGGCCCGCGGCAUCACGCUCCUCAUCUGGGUCGCCGCGGUCUCCGCCGCGCUGCCGCAUGCGGUCUUCUCCACGACCGUCAGCGUGUCCAACGAGGACCUGUGUCUGGUCAAGUUCCCCGAAGCCAACGGGAGCGCACAGUUCUGGCUCGGGCUGUACCACUCCCAGAAGGUGCUGCUGGGCUUCGUGGUGCCCCUGGGCAUCAUCUGCGCCUGCUACCUGCUCCUGCUGCGCUUCAUCACCUCCAAGCACAGCAACUCCUCCAGCGCCAAGCGACGCGCCAAGGUCACCAAGUCCGUGACCAUCGUGGUGCUGUCCUUCUUCCUCUGCUGGCUGCCCAACCAGGCGCUCACAGCCUGGGGCAUCCUCAUCAAGCUCAACGUGGUCCACUUCAGCUACGAGUACUACACCACGCAGGUGUACGUGUUCCCCGUGUCCGUGUGCCUGGCGCACUCCAACAGCUGCCUGAACCCCAUCCUGUACUGCCUGAUGAGGCGGGAGUUCAGGAAAGCGCUGAGGAAACUCUUCUGGCAGGUGACCUCGCCGACCCUCACCACCAUCAGGCCGAUCACAGCCACGACCAAGCCGGAGACAGACGGACAGGGACGCGUCCUGGUCCCCCUGAGCGCGCCCGGGGAGGCCCCUGUUGUGUUUUAUCCUCCGGGAGCAGUGAUGUACAAUGACAGGAGAGAUCUGCCACGGAACAGCACUUAG